CCCUGCGGCGCUGCGUUUUCAUGAAUAAUGCGGGCUGGAGUCGCCUGGCAGAACGCAGAGAAAUAGUGAGAGGGGGCUGAUUUCACGUGUUGGCGGUCUGGCAGGGAUUUGCAGCAAACUCAUCCCAAGGAAUCAUCGGCACUGGACGCGAGCAUGGCCCGAAACGGGCGGAGGCGGCUCUCGCGGCUAUUCAUGGAGUUGCUGAUUCUGGCCGUCCUCUUUCCAGGCAGAAGUUUCGCCAACUUAAUGUUGCUCAGUUUAUCGUCCGUGGGGUCGAGCCGGUCCGGGCGGAGCGUCUCAUGCGGAACCGCACCCGGACUCAUCGGGAGACAGAAGCGCUUGUGCCGAAAAUAUUCCCAUGCGGUGCCCUCGAUUAUGGACGGGGCUAAUAAAGCCCUGGGAGAGUGUCGAGCACAGUUUAGCCAGGAGAGAUGGAACUGUUCCACUCGCGGAGGCACGCAGACCUUUGAAUCCUUCCUCGGCAAGGGGACGAGAGAGACGGCCUUCAUCUACGCCAUCACCAGCGCUGCGGUCGUACAUGCCAUAACUCAGUCCUGCUCGGCCGGGAACCUUACGGAUUGCUCCUGUGGACGUGUUACGGGCGAUUCCGACACCCUUCCCGCCAGGGGGAGCGACUUGGAGGGGUGGAAGUGGGGAGGGUGCUCCGACGACAUCGUCUUCGGGAUGGAGUUUAGCAAACGGUUUGUGGACGCGGCAGAUUCCCGGGGGAGGAAAAAGAGAAGUCGGAACAUUCGGAGCAUGAUGAACCUCCACAACAACGAAGUCGGAAGAAAGGCCAUACAGGAGCAGAUGUCGGUCAAGUGCAGGUGUCAUGGCGUGUCCGGAUCAUGCGCAGUAAAGACCUGCUGGAAAACGUUACCCAGCUUCAAACGGGUUGGAGAUUUCUUGAAAAAGAAGUACAUGACGUCAGUCCCCAUCCUCCGGAAGACGAGACGGAGGUUACGGCGGAAGCAGAAGAUGCAGCGGAAGGUGCCCAUCGGAGACGAUGAACUGGUGUUUCUUGAGAAGUCUCCAAACUUCUGCAAGUCCGACAAGAAACGCGGGAUCUUCGGCACCCGGGGCAGAGAGUGCAACAGAACGUCCACGGGCCCUGACAGCUGUAACCUGCUGUGCUGCGGGCGGGGGUACAACACGCAGGUGGUCCGGUUCGUGGAGCGGUGCGGCUGCAAGUUCGUCUGGUGCUGUUACGUCAAGUGCAACACCUGCGAGACCAUCAUAGACAAGCACACCUGUAAAUAACCACCUGCAAGAACACUCCUGUACAUUCUACCGUGCCUUGCCGUGGCGUGAAGUAAAAUCUGACUGUAUUCAACCCUUCCAGAAAUAGCAUAAGACUUCGAAAGUCAGGAUUGUAUUGCAAUUUAUUGUCUUAAAGAAAUAUGUCUGUUGAAUAACGUUCCAGUGUUCCACACGUAGUUGACUUUUAGUCCGCCAGUUUCCUUGUGCAAAAAGAAAUGUCACUGCAGCCCCAGCAUGUUUCCAGCGACCCCUAGCGAAAAAUAAUAUUAUUGCAGAACAUGAGAUUUCAACCCCUCCACACGAGGGACCCAUGUGUGAAGCCUGUCAUGUACAGAAGAAGGAUCACAGAAAAACACAACGUUUGCAGACAACUAUCAACCAAACGCCAUUUCCUUUGAUAACUCUUGACCGAGCGAGACCAAGUGACGGGUCCACAAGACAUCGUGAGAUCGUCCUUACAUUGUAUCAGCUGAUGACGUCACCACCCAAUACUUCACAUUCGCAACUUCCCAUAACUAUGAAUCUCAGGAUGUAGAAUGUACCAUCUGUAAAUAGAGUCAGGUAUAACCACCAACAGUUCCUGCAGCGACCGUUCAUUCCACGCCGAGGCACGCCGACCGUAUAACGUAAGAAGUUCUGCUAUUACUUCUGGUUCGUGUAUGUAGAGAUCCUUGCGACCAUAAAAACAGAUGUAUUACCGUACUAUAUAUAAUUUAUCAUUGUAUAGGAACUUCUUUCUUUCCAUGUGUCAUCGUCAAAUGGCAGGUUAAAUAGAUAUAUGUAUAAAAUAAAGAUUUCCUUAGAAAACUAGGUCUGUAGUUUAGCAUGCCAUCCAGAGACUCCAACAACACAAGGCUUGGCCGUCUCUGUGUUUCUGAAUCGGGAACUUGUCAUGAAAUUAUGUAUGACAUCUAUUUGUGUUGAAAACGAUGUAUAUAUUGAAGAGAGAUAAUGUAUUUUGAUGGCCGUCGGCCGAUUAUUAAACGCAAAGAUACAACGAAAAAUUA
Branchiostoma floridae (Florida lancelet) is the source of this 2267-nucleotide messenger RNA. Its product is annotated as protein Wnt-16-like. The record is from RefSeq and is a predicted model, not a curated record. Gene Ontology annotation, cellular component: extracellular region. The transcript has 7 exons. NCBI's taxonomy places the organism in Eukaryota, Metazoa, Chordata, Leptocardii, Amphioxiformes, Branchiostomatidae. Bases 154 to 1260 code for a protein of 368 amino acids. Gene Ontology annotation, biological process: canonical Wnt signaling pathway; multicellular organism development; cell fate commitment. Gene Ontology annotation, molecular function: cytokine activity; frizzled binding.